This is a messenger RNA of Podarcis lilfordi (Lilford's wall lizard), 9054 nucleotides long. Lineage: Eukaryota; Metazoa; Chordata; Lepidosauria; Squamata; Lacertidae. The record is from the annotation of a GenBank genome assembly.
CCCCUUGUUAGGCUAAUUGCACUGGCUCGUCAUCUUCCUCUUCCUCCUAUCCAAAGCUCCAGACACAAGGGAGGAGAGGGCGGAGGAGAAGGGAAGCGCUGGCCGCCUCCGCCUCCUCGGUAUAGACACACACACAGGAAAAGUGAAGAGAGGGAGAAAGUUGGCCGGGGAAACGAAGCGGGGCGGGAGGGCGAAAGAUCCCUGUCCCCUCCCUACAGCGGCGGUUUUUCCUUCCAGCCACCGAGAGAGAAAACAGGAUCUAGUGGAUGCUGUCAAGGGGACCGGAUGAUCGCUUAUAAACAAGCCCCAGGAAUUGCAGAACUUUUUUCUGCCCGAUCCUACGAUGCAUGUGACGGAAGUCUGCCUGGUGUGCAUACGAUUUGCAGGCAUUUGAGGCGGUCGAGCCCAGCCAGCAACCUGAGGCGCCAAGGAGGAAAAGAGCCCAGGCAUUUGGGCUUUCCAGGACAAAUCGAGGUGCGAAGAAGAAAACCUGUCUUUCCUCCCGUGCAAGCUGCUCUCUCCCUUCCCAGGCUUGCUUCCCACAUGCCGCGCGUGCUUUUACUUUCUAGAACUGUUCCUUUGGGGCUGCUUUUCGGCGGAGGGCGCGCCUGGCGUUGCAGGGUUGAAACAGGGACCAUUUAUUUUGAAUGCAGACAUCUUCCUAGGAAAUCGUAUCCUGGAAUAAGCCCUCGCUCUCCAGAACCAGCUCUGGCGGCAUGGCAGCGCCUAAUGUUAUCCCUUUUUUCAAACAGAAGCAAAGCGCGCGCUUCUGGAGGUUGUCCACACAGCUAUACAAUCGUUGGAAAAGCUGGCGCUGGUCGUUCUGAGACACCUACGACGCUAGCAAAUUGGUUUAUUUAUUUUCAGUGAGGAAAAAUGAACAACCCCCCUCCCCUCGCUCCAAUGCACUUUUUAAAAAAAUGACUCUAUUACAGUGUCCCACAGCCUCAGGCAAUCGCGCUGGUGCCAGCUGCACCCAUGUCUGGCUGCCAGCUGGGCGCUGCGUUCCCCUGAUGCUGCUUUUGGGUGCGGGGAGAGAGCAGAGAGGACGGUUUUGCUGCCUUCUGCCAGCACAAUGCCUGAGUUUCCCAAGCCGCUGGCCUUCCUGGGAUGCGGGAGGGGGGAAUGGGGGAAGUUUUUUUUCUAAAUAAUAAUAAUAAUAAUAAUAAAGCAAAGCCGCAACAACACACCCUCCCAUUGUUUGCUGCACACCACGCAUGGUCUCUAGUCAAUCUGUUUCCAGGCCGAAACAGCCCAGGCGCGGCUUGUGCAAACUCCCCGGAAUUAAACUAACCAAUAGGACUCUCUCCCCUCCCAACCCGAGCUUGGCUAGGCACCACCACACAGCGGAGGAAGAGCGAAGUUCCUGCUCUCUCCUCUCCACUUGCCCCCUCUGCACGCAGUUCCUGCGCCUCCGCGCUAGGAAAACAGCAGGGAUGGUCCACUGGGACGCGGUUGCCGCCCAAAGUCCCCGCAGGCAAACGGCUGGCAGAGGACAUUAUUGGCACAGCAGGCCUCGCCUCUGGGUUCCCUCCUCACUCCCGGCUACAAAAACAAAUCUCUCCAGAGGCUAUAUAAGGCCAGACCCUCGUUGGGUCUUGACACUCGGAAAAUCUGCACAAUUCCCCCGGGCCCAGUGUAUAGAGAGGCGAUUUUUAUUUUAAUUUUAUUUUUUUGCUCUGGAUUAAUGACUCCAGACCAUGUGCACACCAGCUUCACUUGAACAAGCUCCUGAGGUGCUUUCAUAUACAGUGGUACCUCGGGUUAAGAACUUAAUUCGUUCUGGAGGUCUCUUCUUAAUCUGAAACUGUUCUUAACCUGAAGCACCACUUUAGCUAAUGGGGCCUCCCGCUGCCGCCGCACGAUUUCUGUUCUCAUCCUGAAGCAAAGUUCUUAACCCGAGGUAAUAUUUCUGGGUUAGCGGCGUUUGUAACCUGUAGCAUCUGUAACCUGAAGCGUAUGUAACCCGAGAUACCACUGUACAAUGGUACCUCGGUUUAAGAACAGUCCUGUUUAUGAACGAUUUGGUUUACGAACUCCGCAAAACUGGAAGUAGUGUCCCGGUUUGCAAACUUUACCUCGGUCUAAGAACAGAAUCCGAACAGUGGAAGGGCACCGGCAGCGGGAGGCCUCAUUAGGGAAAGCGCUCCUCAGUUUAAGAACGGACUUCAGGAACAGAUUAAGUUCAUAAACCGAGGUACCACUGUACUCUCAAGGUGGAGCGAGUGUGUGUCUUUAUUUGACAGACAAUGGCCCUUUGUUUGAAAGGCUGUCCACCCAGGCCAAGUCUGGCUUGAAGACUUGAGGUUUAAAGAAAAAGAUCCCUAAGAAAGAAAAGAGAGGAUGGGGCCUUCAAGUCCAACAGCACCUGGGAGCAAAACUGAGCAGGCACACAGGUCUCCUGGCCACAGUCUGCCCUACUAUGGGGAGAUGCAUUUCUAUUUUAAUUAGAAAAAAAUAAUUUCUAAAUGUGCAUAUAUAAGUACAUACAUGUGUACCUAAGUCUGCAUGCAAUUAAAAAAAAAAGAAAAUCAGUGUCCCAAUAUGGGGGGCGGGAUGUUAAGUAGCCACCCUAUCUCAAGGCCAGUCCAUGCAAUUCUGAUUAUGGAAGUCAUGGGGUAAAGUGGACCAGAGGGAAGACUUCCACCAUUUCAUAUGAUGAAAAUUGGAUGGGUGUAUGUGUCACAGGAGGCCAGAACUCUUCACACACCACUGUGCAUAGUUGAUACAUGUGUGGACUUCCACGAUCUUUCCAACCCCUUUUCAGAUGUAGAAGGACUGCGGAGAUCAGCAAAAGGAGCCUUUCAGCAGCUUAAAAGAAAUGAUGGCAUAAGCUUUUGUGGUCCACUUCAUCAGAUGUAUGGAGUGUUAUCCUCCUCCUCCGCACACAUGUGUACAAGAAAAUUAAUUGUUCAAGGCGAGGUUAGAUGUAAGGACAAAAACCUGUUAGGUUAGGGAGCUGAUAUCAGAAAGGGUGUCAGCAUCCAGAAACCAGUAGAGGAACAUUUCAGUCUACAUACUCUGCUGCUGACCUGGAAAUUGCUAUUCAGAGGAAAUUCAAAAUAGAUUCCAGCAUGAAAUAGUUGUAAUGGAACUAGUAACUAAAUAGGCUAUUAUUUUGGGCCAGAGUACAGACAAUGGUUUCCUGUCCUACUACAAGUGUUUACAUUUACUCAGCUAUUAUAAGAUAUUGUGGUCACCAAUUACUGGUAUUAUGAAUGGUCACUGCUUAUUUUGCUUAUGUUUCACCUCCAAUGGAAUUGUCAGACUAUCUUUUGCCUGCUGACAAGCCCUGGCUGUUGGGCCGGGGGUGGGGGUGGGGGGGAGUAGGGAUGAUUAACUUUGAAUAUUGACAUCCUUCCAAGGAAGUGAGGGCAUGUGGACAUGGUUUGGGGAAAACAGCCUGGCAGGCCAGAGAUUCCCCACCCAUGUUCAAGGCCCAUACAUAGAGGAUAGCACUUCAUACAUAUGAUGGACUAGCCCACAAAAGUUUGCAACACAAUACAUUUAGCAUGCCUUUUUGCUGCAGUAGAUUAAUUGCUGGCAUCUGUCUGCCUCAAGAGACAAUGGAGUGCACUUCUGAAGGUGAAGUCAAACCACUGUUUUAGCAGCACUGAAGUGCCUCUGGGUAGCAAGCCCGGGCAGUGUGUAUGGAGGUCCUGGGCUGCCAAGAUGACAAGACCCCUGCUCCUCAGCCUCGCUGAUAUGGCCCAAAGGAAAACAGAGAAAUAUGUUUGGCACCAGCUUAGCUACAGGGGUUGCCAGAAAGAGGCGUACAAGGCGCCAUCCAAUCAUCUUAGGGAUUCCGUUCCAGAUCUGUGUAGCCUUUUCUUCUCCUGAAGAUAUCCCACAAAGCAGUGGAGGUUUAGGAUCAGAGUUUUCCUUCUCCUAGAAGUGCUACCUUCCCAGGUUGAUGAGCCCCAUCUGCCCCAUAAUUUCCCUCUACAGCACAUGCAGAAACUGCCUUUUGGCCGUUGGACCUACUAUGGGUCUCACCCACUCAGUCUGCCAGAGCCUGUCUUUGCAUGCAAGGGAAGUCUCUAACUCAGAGGGUUUAGGAUCCAUCAGCUACCCUCGCCUGGUUUAGCCAUCUAGUCGAAGCUGUUCCUGGGGCACUUAUCCUCCUAGUAACUGUGCUCAGGAUCACACGCGUCUUCUACAGUAAUGAAUUUAAGCCUCACCUCUUCCUCCCUGGCCUUGAAUUCCUGAUCCUGUCAGAGUUUGGCUAUACAAAGCAACAUAAGACCUACACAUUCUCUGUCUGUAGCCCCAAAAGGUCUUUCCCUUCUAUCUGUUGCCCAAUUAUCAGUUCGGAAUCCUACAACAACUUCCAAAUCCUCAGGCAAAAGGAAGGGAUUAAAUUAAACCUCCACUUUUUCCACACACACUCCUUUCUCUCUUUCACAGCAGCAACGUAAGCCAAUUCACCUCAGAAAAGUAUAUUGGAAGAACGCAGGUGCCACAUUCCUCAAGAGAUUUUUCCCUUCUCGCCUCAGGCACCUGCAAUUUUCAGGUAAAUCUGAUAUCCCUCUCAUAAUGUAGCUUUAAUGAGGCUUGGAGGUCUCUGUUCACUGGUUUCUUGCAAACAGAAACCAAGCCUAGCUUUUGCAGCUCUACCUCCCCAGCAUCUUUGCCAGAAGGAAGCAGCCCACAAUUCCCCUAGACCAGAGAUGGCUAACCCGUGACCCUCCAGGUGUUGUCAGAUUCCAAUCCUGACCCAGAGGUCAUGCUAACUGAUGGGAAUUGCAGUCCAGCAUUAUCUGAGAGAGGCACCAGACAAACAGGAACAGGUAAUUCCUCGACAUUUUGCUGCAGGGAUUCACCACCAGAACUGCCCCCCUGGGAUACCACAAACCACUUCUGAUUAAGGCAACAACAGAAGCAAAGCAAAGCAACCCUCUCUAGCCAUCUAGCAGUCAUAUUUGUGUUUAGGACUCAUGGCCAAACAGCCCUAUAGUAUUUUUGAAGCUAUAGCCCAUUUCAGUUCAGACUUGCAACAUCUGACCUGCUUGAUUUUGCCCUGCCACUGUCCAUCUUUCUUCUUCCAAGGUAAACUGAUGCAAAAGGAAACCAGUUAUAGAAAUACUUUGGAAAGCAGAGCUUGUAAUUGAAUAAUCCUGGGUCCUUUCACUAACCCUGGCAAUAAUUAUUUCCAUUUUUCUUGUAAAAAAAAAACCCUUAAAAAACAAUGACACCAAACAACUUAGCCGUGGCACUCACCUAAGAGUAGGGCAUGGCUGAUUUGUGGGUCCCAAUCCACCAGUUGAAGACCAGUGCUAUAGUUAGUACAGAGUUAAGCAAAAAGCCUGUAUUAUUUGUCUGUAGGGACCCUUGGCUCAACAUGCAUACAUUCACACAUACAGAAGUAGUGCUUUGUCAACAUCCCUGUUUCUGAUUCUGAAGUUUUCAUAGGGACAUUAAUAUACGUUAUAUUUGAUCACCCCUGCUUUGAGAAGCCAAAUCCUAUCUCCAGAGGUAGGAGGGGCUAGUCAUUAACAUCAGCAAAUUUCACGCACUCCAUAUCUACUUCAAACAGAGUGGCCAGGUAAAAAGCCUUAGAGCAUGUCCCUUCUAAAAAAUCACAUUCAGAUGAAAAUAUAUUCUACUGAAAAUGAACCUGUUGCUAACUCUUUCCUCCGGCAUCCUGCUUAUUUAUAGCUUUCAGCUAUGAUUUGAUUGCAUCUGGACCCUGAGCCUAUUAAAACAUACACCAAAUUACGCUGACUACUGAUUGCCCCUUUUGAGUUUGUAGGAAGCCUCCAGCAUAAACAACCUAUUAAGCCCAAUUUACGUUUCUCCCCGAGUUCCUGUGGCAGAAGUUCUGCUGUGUGACAGAAAGAAAUUCAACAGGGGCAACCUUUGCCUGGUGCAUGGAAAACCUGCAGUUCUACUUGCUACUAUAGGUGGAAAGAGCAGGUAGGAGAAGUUACUGCAGCAACAUCUACGGAUGAUGUAUUUUUUUAAAAAAGGAUGGUGUAAACUUACUGGUUCCAUUCUGGCCAUUCUUCCUGCUCUCACCUCCUGAUCAAGUUUACACCCUUAACAGCAAUGCCCUUAACUCUGUAAGUUUUUGCUCAGCUUCUACGUUGAGUCAUAUAAGACUGCGUACACACCAUAUAUUUAAAGCAUGUGUUUCCCCCACAAGUAAUCCCGCGAACUGUAGUUUACCCAUCACAGGGCUGCAAUUUCCAGCACCCUUAACAGGCAGAGGGCCUUCUCAGUAGUGGUGCCCGCCCUGUGGAAUGCCCUCCCAUCAGAUGUCAAGAGAAUAAACAACUAUCCGACUUUUAGAAGACAUCUGAAGUCAGCCCUGUUUAGGGAAGUUUUUAAUGUUUGAAGUUUCAUUCUGUUUUUAAUGUUCUGUUGAAAGCCGCCCAGAGUGGCUGGGGAAACCCAGCGAGAUGGGCAGGGUAGAAAUAAUAAAUUAUUAUUAUUAUUAUUAUUAUUAUUAUUAUUAUUAACAAACUAUUAUUUGGGUGGGGUGGGAGUCACAGGUUUUAAAUCUUUGGUAUGUCUGUAACUUAUGGGGAACAGAGAUAGGGAACCUGUUUUCCAGUUGUUGGACUCUGGGAGCUACAGCCCAACCACAUCCAGAGUGUGAGAGGUUCCCCACCCUGAUGGAGAUUUUGCAGGUUGAGAGUGAGGCAGCAGCAAACAUUGUUCAGCAUGUCUGAGUGACUCAUCUGUCUGUUGAACAAUAAAGUGCCCAGCUGUGUGGAUUAGUGUAUUUAAUGAACAGAAAUGGGCCUUCAUGUUGGGCUCGCCAUCCUCGCACCAGCAUUGUUUGGCUAUGCAGAUUGCAAUGUACAAAGAUUAAAUGUGUGUUUUUAACUGGCACAGAUUAAAGAACCAGGCAUAAUGUGUGGUAUUCAUACAAGGAAUAUAUUAAUGAUUAAUUACCACUCUGCACCAGUUCUAUGUCAAUAUGCUACAGGCUUUGAAUUAAAAAGCCGCAAGCUGCGCACCAGAAGUGCAAUCAGCAAUCACACAAUGACUAGGCCUCUCAAGUGACACCGGUGAACUAAAAGGCAAGUUAAUAUAAUGUUUUCAGCACAACUCCCUGCCUGCUGAAACAAGGCACAUUCAGAUGUUGGCAGCGCUGAUGAAUUAUUGACACCUAAUAGUGCUCAGCAUUCUUUAAAGCAGCUUAAGGCUGCAGUUCUGAACAUGCUUAUGAGGGAAUAAACCCCACCGAAAAGAGCAGCACUUAGGGACCCACUUCAAAAUAAUAACAACAACAUAAGGAUGCUGCUGUUCUGACCCAGCCUAAGUCAGCUGUAAAUGCAACAGUGGUCCCAGCAGCUGAAGACCAGUAUCAUUGGUAGUAACGUCUCCUGCUUGUCAGAUGGAAGGUGCAUGUAGUUGUGUGCAAAAACAAAUCUCUUACUUCAGCGUGGCUGGAAGGCAGCCUCUUCCACUAAGGUAGUAAAAGUCGCAUCUGUUGCUCUGCCUACUUUUGCCUCUAGCUAUAGCCACUUUGGCCUUUGGCCCGCCCUCCAGAAGUUUGUCCGCAAGGUAAUGUGGCCCCUAGGCUGAAAAUGGUUCAGCCACCACCACCACCACCUGCCCCUCUCUUAGACUGUUAAAUUGUAAACACUGUGUUGUCUCUGAGUGCAAAGUUGGUAUUAUAUAGACAACAGACAGAUAUGUUAAUAGCCUACAGAUCCUGGCAGUAAUUGGCAAUCCUACUUGCUGCUAUCAAUGGGAUAUAUGUAAAAAAGUGUUUGUGCACCAUGUUAUUUUAGAGUUGGGGUCAUUAUUUGAAAUUUUCAUAUUUGUUUCAAAUAUUUGGGAUGUGUGCCUCAAAUUCCUGUGCUAUCUAGUAAAAGGUUUAUUAUUAUUAUUAUUAUUAUUAUUAUUACUACUACUACAUUAUUAUUAUUAUCACCAAGCCCUUGCUGCUUAUGAUUACUGGGACUAGAUGCCAGCCCUUCAUGGCUCCUCCAAUGUCUGCAUUUAGGAACACAGUUAACAUUUUUGAAUGCUCCUCAACAUUUUGGCUGAUGCAAGUUUUGUCUGCUGUUUUAUGCUGCUUUACUGUUCACUUUAUUGCAUGUUGCUCUGAUCUCAUUAUGGAGGAAGAACAGGGCACAAAUGAUUUUAAAUAAAGUGAAUUAUGAUGCACCAUCUUAUGCAGCAGAAUCUCACCAGUGUGUCCAGUGAUAAAACGGACAAGGUCUCUGAGACAUCAGGAAACUGCUCAGUAACAGACCAGGGUUCCAAAACCAGGACAUGCAGAACAGCAACGGAGGAACCUUCAGACCUCCAGAUGUCACUGGGCUACAACUCUCACCCUCUCUGACCACUGGCCAUGCUUGCUGGAGCUGGAGUCUAACAACCUUUGGAGGGCCAUAGGUUCUUCGUGCCAGAUGUAGACGGUGGUACUAGAAACUGGCUCUCAUAAUAUGCCCGCUGUGUUCUACAACCAGGAAUUAUCCAAAUUAGGAGAUGUUAUGUACUGAGUUGAAUAGGAUUCAGAAUGCAGCAGUCUGAUUGGUCCUAGAACAAUGCAGUAGUAUGAUUGGUCCGCAGGAGCCACCCAAUCCAGCUCCAGGUGGAAGUGAAUCCACAACCUGAUUGGCCUACAGGAGAAUCCCAGAAUUAGCCAAUCACGUGCAGCCCAUUGUGUAAAUAAUGUAUAUAAAGCAGAUAUUGUGGGGGAACUUCCAUUCCUCCUCACCACUAUGAGCUGAAUAAAGAGCAUGAAAUCCACUCUCGACUCCGAGUAUAUUUCAGGAGACAAUAAUUAUUUCUGUCUCAUAUGGUGCGCUAGUUGCUGUUGGAAUGCUGACCCUCCUUUCUAGGCCAUAAGUUUUGAUGUUAAUGAAAGCGAUCUAAUGUGUUUGUUCAUCAGACGCUUUCCAAGUUGUGAACACCUCUGUGCUGGCCUUUCCUCUCCCUUCUCUGUAUCAACAGGAAAGAUACCUGGAAGUCUCUUAUUUAUAUUGUGCUCAUUUAGUUAGCUGCAUUAAACUUACAAUGCAUAGUUUUGUUAUUGUGGGUUUUUAUAUUGGCCAUUCUUCUUUGUCCUCCCCAGUCGUGACAACUUAUUGA